AUGAUUGAUGAUUUCAUAAUUUUCUUUCAGCCUUUCGAAUGUGAACUUCAGGUUGACACGAGCAGUGAGAAGAAACAGGAUUGGUCAUUUACGUUGUACGACUUUGAUGGGAAAGGAAAAAUUACAAAAGAGGAACUUGGAAAUCUUUUCCAAGCUCUCUACGAUGCAGUUGGUUCUUCUAUUCGAUUACCUUUAAAUGGAACCAAAAAGCUGAAAUUACGCUUAUCUAUUGGACAUGACCAUAGUCACUUGGACACAACCCUGAAAGACCAAAGUCCACCCCUGGUUAAGAAGAAAGCCAAAUUAAAGAACAGCAGCAGAUUGACAGAAUGGAAAGAGAUGAGCCUACAAGCCGGUGCUGGUGGGAGCACCAGAGUUGCAAUGGCUGACCCGAAAGAAUGUACCAAACUUAACAACCUUGAUGCAUCACCGAGAGCAAAACCCAGCACUAUGUCAAAGAUGGAGAAUCAGUUGACAGCAACGACUCCUGGCAUUGGGCACCGGCUGAUGUUAAGUUGCAGGGAACAAAGAAAACUGACAGAAAUGGUUCAUGAGAAUAUGGUCCGGAACCAUGUUCGACAACAGACCGGAAGAAAACAUCACCAUUCUGGUCACAGACACCACCACCACCACCGUGAGGCCCGAAGACAUCGUGGCACUCGAAGACAAGGAGAUGAGAAUCGGAAACCACGAGAGAAAGAACGCACUUACUACUUGGACCUUGGUAACAUUGAGAGAUCUGCUCCUCCCAACGGGGUCAGUUUGCCUUACAGUGCAGGAAUUCCGACUCCUACCAGCACUACCACAGCCACUGUAACGACAUCAGUCAUGACUUUCGCCAGGCCCACCAUUAUCAACAUAGUCCCAUCUUCAUCAUCGCCGCCGCCUCCUCCUCCGCCACCCCCAACUGCCUCUGGAAGCACUGCUCACUGCAAUGAAAUAGGCAUGGUGGCUGACAAUGACAACAAUGAUAGCAGCGACGAUGUCUUAAGAUUGGAGGUGGGCGGAAAGGUAAAUCGUCGCAAAUAUGACAACACAUGGCGUGAAACUGGUUGGCAGCUGAACACCGAAAACGUACCUGAUUUACAACAGCGCAACACGAAUGCAUCAGCUGAUGGUCGGGAAACCACUGCUGGUAGUAGCACACUGACUUCCGCGGUCACCAUCUCUACUGCAACUGCCACGACCACCACAACUGCCAGUUCUCAAUGCGACAAGAAGACUAGUGACCGGUCGGGUAAGAGGACCGGCGAGGAACGACACAAGAAACACAGUGAGAGUUACCAUCACACACACAUUGGUCGGACGCUGUCUCAGGAGCGCAGUGGACAGGCAGUUACGACACCAGUGUCUUCAUCGGUAUCUGCUGUGAUGUCAAAGAUGACAGCCCCUGGCGGGAUUCCAGGGGCAUUGGCAGAAAGAAAGUCUCUCCGGACACACUACAAAACAGAUGCCUCACACCAGCAGACCUCCAGUCGACAUAGAGCACACUGCCAAAACACCCUUGUGCCUGAGAAAAACGCUGGUACCCCACCAUUGGCUGUACUUCCUUCUUCUGUCUCCCCCUCACCCCCCACUCCUAACAUUGCUGUUGCUACGACGACAAACGGAACCAGACCAGUCGGAAUAUGGAAUUCAAUGAGGCAAUGCAACAAGUGGCUGACUGGAUUAAUCGAGAGCAUAACCACCAGCAGAAGGGUCAGGCACACUCGCACCAAGGAAGUGUAA
Molecule: messenger RNA, 1728 nt
Organism: Acanthosepion pharaonis
Lineage: Eukaryota; Metazoa; Mollusca; Cephalopoda; Sepiida; Sepiidae
Source: the annotation of a GenBank genome assembly